AUGGAACGAAAUGCUAAUGCAUAUAGUGAACUAUUUUAUCAUUGUAUACAAGUAUUAAAUGAAUAUGAUCAUAGUAUAUCCGAAGAAACAUUUUUAGAACAGUAUUUUCAAGACAAUAAAGUUCCAAAUGAAGCCUUCGUGUCAACAAUCUUAUUGGAUUGCAUACGACAUUCAACAUUACUCAAAACUGUAACUGACAUAUUUUAUGCUACAGACGGGAUCAAUAUUCGAAAAUCCGAGCAAAAUAUUUAUAAGAUCAUUGCUUAUCUCAUCUUCUAUCAAUUGGAUAGUGUUGGAUUUAAAUUAUUACGUGGUUUUAUCGAUUCAGUUCAAUUAAAUCGAGUGCAUCAGUUUUUGAAAUUCCUGAUUGAUGACGAACAUCUUCAAGCAAUUCAAAAAGAAUGUAUGAAAUUAUAUGAACAAGAAUAUAUCGAUGAAAAAAUCGGUCGAGUCAUUAAAACAUAUUUACCAGAUUUACGUGCGAUUCUACUCGAUCUUUCAGAUGCUGUUGAAGGACGUACAGCACCGCGUCCAGUACCAGAACCAACUAAAUCAAAACCAUUCAAUCUUACUGCACCCAAAGCACGAAUGGUGCCCAUACCGAAAAUUAUUCCUAAAAUCGACAAAGCUCGAACAGUACCUAAAACAACCUAUGAACUCCCACGAGAUCAUGUAGAAUUAGAAAAAAUUCGUGAAGAUAAUCAUCGUCGUGGCUUAAAUAAACUCGAUCAAACACGAGCAUUGCAUCAUCACUUUUUACAAACAGACAAAUCAUCUAAAACUCAAAGUAAAAUAUCAAAAAUCAUGCAAGAACGUGAGAAAAAUUAUCGCUUUGAUCAUUUUCGUGCCAAUCCACCUCCGAAACCUGAAGCAAAUAAAAUUCCAGUGAAAUUAAAUAUUGCUACGAUAUUAAAAGAAAGUCAAUUAUAUAAAAAACAAGAAGACGAUGUUCGUCGACGUUUAAUGGAUUUCGAAGCUGGUGGAAAAGAUGCACAAGAAUUCACUCAAUGGCAACAAACAAUGCAAAAACAAGAUUAUGACGAUCAAAUGACUACUAUUGAACGAAAGCGACUAGAAGGAAAAAUGAGUUAUGAAGAAGCUAUACUUGCACGACAACGUUUAACAGAAGAAAAUCGACGUUUAGCCGAGGAAUUAAAACGUCAAACACGUGAAGCUAUUGAAGAACAUGUUAAAGAAAAAGUCAAAGACGAACAACGAAUGAAACAAUUAAUUGAUGAAGUUGUUAGUGGAAGAGAAAAUGCAAAACUGUCCCAACAAAAACUUCAACAAUACAAAGCUGAUUUUGUUAAACAAUAUAAAGAAGAACAUAAACAAAUGAUGAAACAAGCUCUUGAGGAUGCUGAAGCAGAAAUACGACAACGUGCUGAAUUAAUUCAACAAAUUCGUGUUUUGGAAUCAGUACCUAUCGACAGAUACAAACAAGUUGAUCUAACGUCCGUAGCUGGACACGGUGUGCACGAUGAAAUGUCCAUAGCUGAGUUACGUGAACGUCUUGAAAUAGUUAAACUUGAACGAGAAAAGGAACGAGAAUCACGCCGUGAUCUUAUUGUUAAAGAGAAACAAACCAAAGAACAAAUGAUUACACAUACAGUUCAAAAUAUUGUUAAAUAUCGUAAUGAAUUAACUACGCAAACAGCCAUUAAAAAACAACGACAAAGCAGUGCACCAUCCAAUUUUACUGCAAAGCCUGAAAUUGAACAAUUAAAACAAACUAUCGAAUCUAAAAAGGCACAACGCGUAUCACGGCAACAACAAAUACGAGAAACUCUUUCAACACUUUCAGUUGCAUCUGUAUCAUCAACCAGUCGUAACACAACCUUCAAACCAACAACAGAAUGGAAUCGUUUUGACCAGUUAGAAAAAUCGUAUGAUAAAGCACAAAAACGCAUUGCACCAUCUCUCAUUGCUUAG
Molecule: messenger RNA, 1932 nt
Organism: Rotaria socialis
Lineage: Eukaryota; Metazoa; Rotifera; Eurotatoria; Philodinida; Philodinidae
Source: the annotation of a GenBank genome assembly